AAAAAAAAAACAAAAAAACGGAAUACAAAAAAAAAAGGAAAUAGCCAAAAUUUGUUAAAUUUUUUUUGUGUCUUUAAAACAAAAACAAAAAAACAACUACGGAAAAACAGCCACGAAAAGCUUAACGGAAAUCCAUUGAAAAGCAGCAGCAGCACAAUUUUGUCGUUUAUAAAAUUUAAAACUUUGUCUUAGGAUUUGAAUUUUCGUCUUAGUAUUUUGAAUUUUUACGUUCGUCAACGCGGUCGAGAAAAUGUUCUGAAAAAGUCUUGAAUGAAAAAACUUUGAGAGGUGAAGCCAUCGACAAAAACAAGGGAGGAGAAAGGAGAAGAAACAUUAAGCAUUAAACAUUAAACAUUUCGCGAGUGAAUACUAGGAAACGGGGGAGAAGGACAGUUUUGUGCCAAAGUUGCGCAACGAGAACUGUACAUUUGUGUAUGUGUGUGUGCGGUGCGUAUCUGUGUGCGGCCAUCGUUGGCUAAGCAGCACACAGGAGACCCGGAGACCCGGAGCAGAGAAGGAGUCUUCGCAGAAGCGAGAGAUCGAAAGAGAGAGAACGAUAGAGGAUCAGAUCGAAGAACAUCACAAUAUCACAAUAUAUAUCCAUAUAAAAAUUAUCUCAAAUUAUUCAUAUCGUGGCAAAAGCAAAAGCAAAAGCAAAAGCAAAACUAUGAUCUAAAACAUGUAAAAACAGUUUUCGAAAGCAUUUCGUACGUAUACAAAAACAAAUUAAAGCUAAUAUUAGUAGUGUGAAAAAAAAAUACAAAACAAAAACAAAAACCAAACAAAAAUCCAUUCAGAUAAGCGGAGCGUUCUAAGCUAAACAACAAAUUAUAUUAACAUUUAUGAUAACACGAGUAUUCGAGCAUCUUAAAACUAUAGACAGGAGUGGAGAGGAGCAAACGAAAUAGAGAGAGAAGGAGAAGGAGAGUUUUUCUGGCAUAAAUCAACAUUCCCCGAAAUCCCAUUUGGUACACAACUUUGGCUAAGGAAAACAAGCCAUCAUUAUUGGCUGCUGAAUUGUUCAACCAAAAACAAGGAUUGACGAUUGCCAGCCCAGAAAUAUCUUUGGAACCAAUUUGAAAUCAUCGAGAAAACACGACCAGGAGGGAGAUACAAUUUCAUUUCAAACUAAAAAGAAAAGCAAAAGCAACAGCUUCCUGGGAGGAGCAGAUACGCAAAAACAAAAACAAGUUUAUUAUAAACGAAGGAAUAAAUAAAUGUGACACUUAAGAAGAAAGGAAUUUUAAAUUUGGACAAAAUGAAGAGAAACAAAUGAAGAGAGUGGCAGAAACCCAAACAGCAGCAGCAGCAGCAGAAGCAAAAGCCAACUAAAGCAGCAGCUAAGUGGCUAAGUGGCUAAGCGGCUAAGAAAGAGAAACAGAAACUGCAGAAAUGUGCAUCAAAAGUCAAUAGAGAAGGAGUCCCAACAGAGACAAAAGCCACACGAGAGAGAGAGAGAGAGAGAGGAGAGGCACAGCAACUCUCCGGGUGUCCAGUCAAAGGACACACAGAGAGGACAAGCAGCAGCAACCAAUAGGAUAUACAAGGCUCCCAUCGAGAGCAUAGGGGAGAGCACAAUGGCCAUCAACUUUUCGGCCUCGUUUGCGGCCUGCAUAGCGGCAGGCCUGAAGGUGCCCCGCCAGAUCAUGUACUGCAUUACCCAGGACUCGGGCCAGCCUUACGUCCUCUACAAGGACUCGCAGGACGCGGAGCGCAACCCGGGCGCCCUCGGGGCGAGCGCCGCCCAGUGGGGCAGCGACAUGUACCCCAACAUCCAGCAGCAAGCCCAGCAGCACCUCAACGCCCAGCAGCAGCAACAGCAGCAGCAGGCGCAACAGCAACAGAAUGCGGCACAGGCUGCCGCCCAGGCCGCCGCAGCGGCUGCAGCAGCGGGCCAGCCACAGAGUCCUCCGGGCGGGGGCCAGGAGCCCCGCGACAACGGCAGCGGCGACGGCCGCCAGCAGCAGGUGUCGCCCUCGUCCAGUCCGUAUCCCUCGGUCCAACAGCAGCAGCAGCAGCAGCAGCGGGCGAAUGCCGGCGGCGAGGAGGAUGCCAUGAACCAGCUUCAGCAGAACUCCGCGCCAAACCAAAACCAAAGCAGCAACGACCCCCAACACUCCGGCUCGAAUCCAGGGGAGGCGGGCAACCCGCACGUGCAGCAGAACGGGGGUGGCGGCGGCGGACCACAGGGCGAUCCCAGCAAUGGCUUCCAGACGCCCGACUACUAUGCACCACGACACGCGGCGCCGCAGGGCGGGAUGCUGGCUCCACCCGGCUUCCCGCCGCUCCACUAUCUGAACAAGAGCGUCCUGCCGAUGGAGCAGAACGGGGCAGGGGGCGGAGGAGGCGGUGGCGGCGAGGCCUACUCGCUGCCGGAGCUGCUGCCGGGCCAGCAGAAUGGCCAGCAGAACGGUAACGGCGGACCGUCGAACGCGAAUGCCAAUGAAGGCGCCGCGGCGGCCAACGGAGGGGCGACGGGUGCCGGUGUGGGGGCGGUUAGCGGAGUGACAACGGGCGGGCGGACGGGCAACGGUCCGGGGCGUCCGCACAAGAACAAGCCACACAGCGACCUGCGGCUGUUCAAGUGCCUCACCUGCGGCAAGGACUUCAAGCAGAAGAGCACACUGCUGCAGCACGACCGGAUCCACACGGACGCGCGCCCCUUCCCGUGCUCGGAGUGCGGCAAGCGCUUCCGCCAGCAGUCGCACCUCACACAGCACCUGCGCAUCCACGCCAACGAAAAGCCCUUCACCUGCCCGUACUGCUCGCGCAGCUUCCGCCAGCGCGCCAUUCUCAACCAGCACAUACGCAUCCAUUCGGGUGAGAAGCCCUUCGCCUGCCCCGAGUGCGGCAAGCACUUUCGCCAGAAGGCCAUCCUCAAUCAGCAUGUGCGCACCCACCAAGAUGUCUCGCCACACCUCAUCUUCAAGAACGGGCCGCACCCGACGCUGUGGCCCUCGGACGUGCCCUUCCCGGGAGAGGAGAACGACACGAAGGGAGACAUUGCCGGUGCCGGCGGCGGAUACCAUGACGACGACUCCCAGGGCACGCCAGACGGCAGCGGGGGCAUGCAUUAUCCCUCGUACUUCAAGGACGGCAAGGAUCAUUCCGCAGGUCAAAAGAUACUGCCCGAGGUGCUGCAGCACAUCGGUGUCCGUCCGGCGAACAUGCCGCUCUACGUCCGGUGCCCCAUCUGCGACAAGGAGUUCAAGCAGAAGACCACCCUGCUGCAGCACGGCUGCAUCCACAUCGAGUCGCGGCCGUAUCCCUGCCCGGAGUGCGGCAAGCGCUUCCGCCAGCAGUCGCACCUCACGCAGCAUCUGAGGAUCCACACCAACGAGAAGCCCUUCGGCUGCAUGUACUGUCCGCGCUUCUUCCGCCAGCGGACCAUCCUCAACCAGCACUUGCGUAUCCACACCGGCGAGAAGCCCUACAAGUGCACCCAGUGCGGCAAGGACUUCCGACAGAAGGCCAUUCUGGACCAGCACACGCGCACCCACCAGGUAGGGGAUCGACCCUUCUGCUGCCCGAUGCCCAACUGCCGGCGACGCUUCGCCACCGAGAACGAGGUGACCAAGCACAUCGACAACCACAUGAAUCCCAACACCACCAAGGUGCGACGCCAGCAGCAGCAGCACCAGCAGCAACAGCAGCAGCAACAGCAGCAGCAGCAGCAACAGGUGCAGCAGCAACAGCAGCAGCAGCAGCAGGGCAACAGCAACGCGGUGGCACAGGUUGCCUCCGUGGCCAAUCACCUGAUGAACGACGCCAAGAGCCUGGCGGCCCAGCAGUUCCUCAACAACAACAACCCGACGUCGGUGGACAACAAGGCCAACAUCCUGCCGGUGCGGAGCAUAGCGGCCAAUGCCGCGGCCGCAGCCGUCGUCCAGCAGUCGGUGGUGAAGAACGAGCUGUACUUCCCCCAGUGCUAUGGGCCGCCCUUCCAGCACCCCUUCCAGACGCAGCAGCCACAGCAGCCCAGCGUGGCACACGCGAACGGGGGGCCCACGACGCCGGUGACCGUCACGGUGGCCAAUUCGGUGGCGCCCGGCGUGGUGGUGCAGCAGAACCCGUCCGCCUCCGUUGUGGCCCAGUGACAUCCCACCACUGGAGCACCUGGAGCCCAGCAGCAGCAGCAACAACAACAGCAGCAGCAGCAACAGCAACCAACGGCGCCCCAACAGCAACACCAUCCGCCACCCCCACCGCCGCCCACAUCGUCCGCACAUCAUAUCACAGCAGCAGCUGCGGCGGCGGCAGCAGCAGCAGCGGCCUCGCCCACCUCCACGCACGCCUCAUCGGUGGCGGCACCGCAAACGGUGACGCUUUCGAUCACAUUGCCGCCACCGCCGACGUCCCACCCGCCCCAUCCGGGGCAUCCGGGACACCCGGGAGUGCCCAACGGGGGUGCGCCCCCACCGCCGCCCACUCUAACACAUGCGAUACCCAUCCAUCCCCACAUACACUCGAUAUUCGGAUCUCUAUGAUGUCAUCAGUAGGAAGCGCGAGAGAGAGAGAGAGAGAGAGAAGAGAGGAGCAGGAGCAGAAGCAGAAGCAGAAGCAGUAGAAGUAGCAGGAGAGAGGAGAGGAAAUCAAAAUUGAGGAACACACUAUUCACAAUAUUCGAUAGGUUCGAUAGGUUCGAUAAGUUCUCUAGUUAUAGACGCAUACAAAUUCUCUUAGUUUUUAAAACUAAUCUUUAAUCUUAAAACCACAAAACACAGUUUUGGUAACACAAAAACGGGAACGGGACAGAGCAGAGCAGAGCAGAGCGGGCGAAGAGUAAGAAAAGAUGAUCGGGAGAAGAGGAGCUGAACCAGGAAAAACAGGAAAACAGGACGAGUACUAGUCUUUUCGAAAAGGACUCUAAACUCCUUUGAUUACGACCAUUAACAUCAAAUGCAAAUGGUUAACGAUUGAGAGCUACAGCGCUACAAAGAGAAGAGCGAGAAUGAGAACCAAAACACAACGUUAUACGAUUCCUUUUUGAUAAUUUCGUUUAAGGACCCUAACACCUCUUAAGACUACCAAUACAUCAAAUAUUUAUACACACAGACACACACACACUCAAACACAAGUUCGUCAGACAUGAAGCUGAGGAUGAUGAUAGUGACGAUGAUUACUGAAACAAUCGACAAGAGUUAUACGAUUUUAGGCGUACACUUAGGAUAACUCAGAUAUAGAGAGAGCGAGAGCAAGAGAUAGAUGGGGGAAUGAAUGGAUAGACAGAUAUGGAGUAUGGAGUAUGAAGUGAUACGAGCGAUAGGAGCGAUAGAUAGGGCAGCUAUAGGGGAGAGAAAGAGAGGCGCCACAGACGCUGGCUGGCGCUGAGCAAUUUGUUUUUCGAUGACACAGCAGCUAAGUUUUGAUUUCGUUCUCCAGAUAUGUUGAAGUAUUCGAAUUUUUGUUGAAUGAAUAUGGAUAACCCUUAUUAGAGCCUUCUAAUUUUUUUUUUUUUUUUUUCAAUUGAUAUGUGAUUUUUGUAUAUGUAUAAAAUAACACUAAAACGCAAUCUAUAAUUAUACAACGAGCAGAAUAAGUUGUAGAAACCUUAGUACAUUGAACUAGGCUUCAUUUGUUGUCUUCCCCAACUAAUUGUGUGUAAUUUAUGUUGAGUUUUUAUUUAGUACGAGUAAUUAGGCAUACGUUUAACCCAAAUAUGUCCACACAAGUGCACGCACAACCAACCCAUAGGCAGACACAAGAUAGAUAGAGAGAGAGAGAGAGGAAGAGAGAGAGAGAGUGAGAAGGCGAACGGGCGGGAAUAGAAUCGAUCUACUAUAUAGCGAACGCAAUUCAAAUGUGACUCUUCAGGUGCCAUACAAUCGAACAAUAGUCAAAAAGUUAUCUGAAUCACCCCACCACCCAAUACUUUUCCCUUUCCCCUUGCUUCGAAUCCAAAUCCGAAUCCAAAUCCAAGUCCAAAACCCAAACCACUGUGUGGAUAUAGAUGACAAAUUUAGUUUCAUAUCAAAUUUUCCAAUGUACCGUCAAAGCAUUUAUGAUUGUUAUUAAUCUUAUAGCGUAUGCUUCCUACGUAAUACGUAUUGAUGGGAUCGCAGAUGGGAUCGCAGAUGGAAGAGCGAGAGUAAGAGCGGGAGAGAGAGAGAGAGAGAGAGCAGAAAUUAACUCUAGUUUAGUCGUUUCACUUUUGCAAGUACUAUCUACUCAUUAUUUAAUACAUUUAGUGUCUAGCCAAUUAAGUUUCGAUGGAAGUAAAUCGGAGAAAGUGCUCGGAAUACGAUUUGUUUUCGCUGUUUUUUAGGCAUACAGAUUAUCAAUUAUGUUUGCAUAUAUUAUUUAAUGAUUUCAAAUAAAACAAAAACACAAUUAUUUUAUUUCCGAUUUUUCCGUUUUCCUCUUCUGUUUAUUCUGUUUAUUCAUCGUUUCAUCCCAGCCCAGUUUUUAGACCCUACCCCAUCCCCAAACGAUAUAUAUGUAUAAUUUCCCCAACUAUCGGGGCAAACGAACGACAUUUUUGGCAUUGAACACAACAUUUUUCGGCUUGGACAGGCGUCUGGUUUUUGUGAUACGAGUGGGGCUCAGUUAUGGCAAAUGUUUCGGCAACCAACCAGUGAACGGGUUGACCAUUGAAAAUUGUACAUAGAACGUUUCGAAAAUACAAAGUGAAAAAAUUACGCACAAAAGUUUUAUAAAUAGUUUGAGCAAAUUUUUUUGGCAUUGUAAGAGUUUUAUUAACACCUACGGUUACGGUAAAGUUAGUCCAAAUUUUAGAACACUCUUUAGGCACAUUGAAAACUCGAAAUCUAAAUCAAAAUUGAAAUUGAAAUUGAAAAAAAUGGAAAACACUAUCCACGAACAAUUUGCAUGUUUUGGCACAAAGGCAAAAAACAACAUCCAAAAAUUUAUACGGUAACCGAGAUAUGGCGGCUUUUAUUGGAAUUACGAUUAGACCAAAGGGACUUGGAUCCGCCUGAUCGGAUCGGAUCGGAGCGAUCAGCAUGAUUUGCUAUAAGGAAUACUUAUGACAACUAAAACAAAACAAAUUUAACACUAAGCUAAUGCUCUACUCUAGCAUACUUUUAGGCCUUUUUAGACAAAAUUUUAACAAUUCUUUCGGCUUUAAACGAAAAUCGAAAAAUCGAAAAACGAACGAACACACACACACAUACACAAAAACCUUUUGGCUUUAAAUCAAAAUUAUGUUUAGUUUUAGUUAAAGAAACUAAAUGGAAUGGAAAAAUUGAUGGGAAUGUUUAUAUCAAAGUAAAUUAUGGCAAAUUAUGCUAUAAUUCCAAUAAAAGCAAAAUUUAGACUGAAUGUCGCUGUGAUAAAUGCAAAGUAAAAACAAAAUGAAACGAAAACGAAAACAAAACCAAAACUAAAACAUAAAACUUUUGUACAUUUUUAGGCAUAAAACAAAAUUUAAAGCAUACACUUAAUCAAAAAAAAAAAAAAAAAAAACAAAACAAAAACAUACCUUAGGCGCUAUAAAUUCUAGCAUAAAGACUAACAACAAAAUUUUGAAACGCUCCACAAACGAUUUGCAGGCCUCCAAGGGAGUCCAGUGUCCUGGAACUGCCUGCAAAUCGAAAAUACUUUCCACCUUAUUUACCAUUUUCGUAUGAUUUGGGUUUCAGUUGUUUUUAUUUUUAUAUAUGUACCUAUCUUCUGUUUUCACGUUUUAUUGAAGGAUCGGAUCGUUUUCGUAGUUGCAAACAAAAUUCAAAGCGAAGAGAGAAGAGUACGAAGAAAGCUCCAAAAAUGUGUAAGCCAGAUGCUUCAGUGGAACCCAGGGAGAAGGGAGGAAUACAGACCCAAGAGCACACCGGCCAUGACAAACGACAAAAUACCAGUAUACAUACCCACGAGUGUUUACUGUACUGAUAUACUGAUCACGAAUCGGGGACACACGUUUCCCGAUCGAUGACUCAAAGCCUAGACAGACAAAGGGGCUACCACCUGACGAAUAACCUAAUAUAACAUAAUAGAACAGCACAGAACAGAGCAGUGCAGAAACAUACCAUAGAAGAGCCUCGACAGAUAGUUGAAGGAGAGACACAUAAAUACAUAAAUACAUAGAUACAUAGAUACAUACAUAUAGAAAACGAGUGGCAGCAGGGGCCAGCAGAUACCCCUGCUCGGCGAGACAAGAGAGACAAGUGAGAGAGAGAGACAGAAACAAAGUUACAAGCAUACCUAACAACCAAACAAUAGCCCAAUUUAAAUAACCAAGAGUACAAAUACAAGUAAUUUUUAUAGCAGAAAUUUUAAUUGCAGUCUCAAAAAGCCAUAAUAAUUAAACAUAAGCAACAACGUGUACUAUAAAGCGAACAGCCCAAAGACAAAACCACACACACACCACACAACACGACACGACACAAGAAGCAAGCAAGCAAAGGCAUGAAUAUGAACUAUGAACUAUGACAAACUUUGAACUUUGAUCAAAAUCAAGAAGGAGACAAAAUCAGAGAGGAAAACGCGAGAGAAAUUCGGAGCUCGAAAGCUGCUUUUCGACGACACACAACUCGACAAACCAGAAAGCAAAAACUCAAAAGAACAAACAAAACCACUAAGAAAAAUCCUUUCUUCUUAAAAAUUAAUAUAGUGAAAAAUUAUAAUACCACAAGCAACAGAUAAUGAACGAAUGUCAUGAUAAAGAGAUUAAGAAAAUGAACACAUGUUUCAGUAUAAUAUUUGAGAGAAAUGCUAUCAAAUUAUUACCAUUCCGGCUUACACUUCAGACUCAGACUCAGACUUAUAUUCAGAUCCAGAGACAAACCAAAAAUUCAUAGUAAAUGCCGAACAAACAUACAAACAACAAUGAAUCAAACUCCAAAGGGGAAAGGUGUGGCAUGGUGCAUACCUCCAUGCCACACCGGAUCCUGCCUGGGGGGGGAAUGCAUUAUAAUUGAGUACAGCCGCUUUCUGCAAUAGUGAUAAUAGUUUUUAAGUCAACCACCAAGCGUCAAAGCAACCAUCAAACAAAAAACAACACAACAAACAAACAAGCAACAAUUCAAAUGAAUCAGCAAACAGUAAGGGAACGAAACGAUAGGAAAUACAUACACUUUCAAAUAGAAACGGUAAGCAUAAUACUAAUGAUAAUGAUAAUGAUAAUGACAAUGAUAAUACUGAAUUAUAAUAAUACGAUGCGAUGCGAUGCGAUAAUAUUACGAAGCGAUGAAUGCCCAUUGAACAGCUGUUUGAUUUGAUUUCAAAUUGGAAAACAGAGACGGAGACGCAGACAGAUGCAUUUAACUCAAGUCUCCAAACGAUUUUUAGUUAAAUUCUCAAAUAUCACAAAGAAAAUGGAGUUAUAGAACGAACCCCAAGGGAGGGAAUAAAAUAUUUGAAUGGAAUAUUUGAAUCGCUCCAAAAUACACUCUAAAUAAAGCAAAAGCAAAACCCAAAUGUAAACCAAAAGCAAAGCAAAGAAAUAUAGCAUAUAGUGCAUAUGGAAAACCCUAAACUCUUAUAUUAUAUGUAUGGUGUAUUAUAUUUUUUAACGUAUUUAAUGCAUACUCUCUAUAUAUACGAUAUAUCUACUUAUAUUUGAAGUAACCUUAAACAGUUUGUGCGAGCAGCCAGCCGAGGGAAUAGGAAGAAUUACAUACACAGACCCGCAGACUAUCCAUAUUACUGAAUACUGAAUUACUGAAUAUCAGUUGUAAAAUAGCCCGAAGAUAGAAUAAUCUCUGUUCCCCUCUUCAAAAGAUGGAGGGAAUCCGAAACAACAAUAGCCUCGUUAGUUUAUAAUCAGAUGAUCAAGUUGAUGAAAUAUCAGUGAAAUAUCUCUAUACAAAAUAUUGCAAAAACGUCGAACAUCUUGGUCCAAGCCAGCGUCCAGGCUCCAGGCUCCCGAGAUUAUUGAGGUUAACCACUAAUUCAUUUGGUUUCUCCUCAAAUGGUUCUUCAAUAAUAUCAAUAUAAAUGGCACAGAUUUAAAACAUUAAUGGAAGCCAUAGCUGGCCAACAAAUAUCAUUGAUUUAUCGUUCCCAGACAAUGCCAGACUCAGGCCCGGCUUUCGAGCCGGCGUCGGAACCGGAACCGGAACCGGAACCCAGAAACUGGCUGGACCAAAGGAAUAGACUUUUUGCAGUACACACAAUGUGCCCAUAGAACAAGUAAUUUAUAACAGACAGAAAUCAAACGAUUUAUUUAUAUGUAUUAUUAUAUAUGUACGAACUGUUGUUUUUGCAACAGUAACAAGCCACAAACCACGAACCACAAACAAACAUGAAAUAGUACCGAAAAUAUUUUACAGAAUUUUUACAAUCAACAAUAGUUACAGUACUUCGAAGAAUUCAAUCCAGCGAGCGGUUCGCAAACGAAUGGAAAAAUCAGCUAAACUAAACAGAAAAAAAAAAAUAGUAAAAGUCGAUUUCCGAAAAGGAUCGACGCAAAAGCCGAAAAAAAUAAACCAAAACUGAGAAAAUAUAGUAACAUUUUUUUUUUCAAAACGACAUAAAAAAGAUACGCGUACGAGUACGAGUACGAGUACUAGUACUAGUAUAUUCGAUUAAGUGUUAAGUGAAGUAUGGAAAUGCAAACAAAUAUUUUUAAAACUUGCGCUCGCCUAAGUGUAAAGCAGAUUGGAGAAGAACCGAAGAAAUGAAAUCAAUCGUCAGAUACAGAUACGAUACGAUACGAUAAAUUACGUAAAUAAGUUCUGAUUAAAUCAGAUACGAUCAGAUCAGAUGAGAGAACGAACCGAACACAAUUUGUUGUUAUGUUGACAUUUAUUUGAUGGGAAUAUGUAUACGUUUGUAAUUAUUAUGAACAAUUGACAGGGACUACCAUAUAAUAACUACCAUAGAAAUAAUACUGAGCAGAGGCAAUAGAAACAAAUUUUAUUUAUGCAACAAUCAGCGUCGCCGCCGACCCUGACCCUGAUAUGCACUUAUUAUUAAUUAUAUACUCAACAAAAACUGAAACUGAAACUGUACAUAAACCAAAACCAAAAGCAAAACCAAAACCAAAAUCACAAACUGCAAACUGCAACUGCAAUAGUACCGACAUAAGUAAAUCAAUUAUUUUCCUCAUUUUGCUAAUGAAUAGCUAAUGCAACAGGAGGUACGUACUUAGGAACGCAAAGAAUCAGCAAUCAGAGUAGUUCAAGAGCAGUGUUCAAGUGCGAUUAGAGUAACAGGAGCCGAGCGAGUCCCAGGAGUUCUUACUUUCAGUUGAACGCGACAUAUCCACAGACGAGUGAGAAUAUGAUCCAUAUUCCAGCCCCACCAUCCAUCACCAUCCCCACAACAACAACAAACACACAACCACCACGACACACACACACACACAACCUUAAAUUUCAACCUUUUUAUCAGAAAGUGAGAAUGAGAAUCGAAUCGAAGACAUACACACACAUUUGUUUGUUGAGCAGAAAGUUAAUCAAAACCAAACCACAAAUCAAACCACAAAUCAAACCACAAAUCAAACCAAAACCAAAACAGAAUCAAAUCAAAUAGAAUCAAACAAGACAAAGCAAUAGUGAUACUAAACUGCCAGGAUCAGGAGACGGAACACGUACCUGGCCUGGGUCAGCCAUAAGCCAUUAAUUAACCAAUAGCCUGAUGCGAAUGAGCAACAAUAAACCGAACGAAUCUCUUCAUUUACAACAGAUACUUACAACAAAUGCCACGGAUACCGCGGGCAGCAACAGCAACCAUAGUACAAUAAAAAUACAUUUUUCUUAUUGAGCGACUUUUAUACAGCAAAACCAACCGCAACAGAAGCAGAAACAGAAACAGAAACCGAAACCGAAGCAGAAAAACAAUUGAAUGAACAAGCAAUAGAAGACAAUGAUGAUUAGGGGAUCCUGCAGGAUGCAGUGCAGUGCAGGUCGAAUGCGAAUCAAAACGGGGAUUACCCGACUAAUACAAAGGCAAUUUUAAGUAUACAUACAACAAACAGAGAGCAGGAGGAAGCAGUGUAGAGCAGAGCAGAGCAGAGCAGAGCAGAGCAGAGCAGAGCAGAGCAGCAACUAUAUACAUAUAUUUUUUAAAGAUGCAGCACUAACAAUAGCUAAAAGAUUGUUAAACAUUUUUAUAUUUCAAUUGUAUGAUUUCCCAUUUAUGUAAUUGAGUGUAAAAAGAGAAUUAUACAUACUAUAUAGAUGAAGAAAUACCAAAAACCAAAACCAAAACAGAAUCAGUGAAAAAACCAAACCAAAAAACAAAAAAAUAAUGAAAAAAAUAUAUAGAAAACCUUUUUUUUUAUAUUACAAGAGACAUAAAAAACAGAGGAGGAUCAGAAACAAACGACAAACAGAACUACAUAAAUCUCACUUUCCUGGUAAAAAAAAUCUAAUCAAUUGGUACAACAACUACAAUUACAAAUACAAUUACAACAGCAGAUUGCACGUGAAUUAAACAAUAAAACUGGCUACACAACAACAGCAACAGCAUACGAUGUUUAUUCGACUUUUUGUUCGCAUUUCGUUUGAAUUUCUCCAAUCAUUUCACAAUCUAAACCAAUCUUUCGUUAAUUGUCAAGUUUUCCAAUCCUUUUUUUUUUGUUUUGUUUUGCACACAUCAACAAGAACAACAACAACAACAACAAGAGCAACAACAACAACAACCAGAAAAGGCAACAACAAUUUCAAAAGCAAAAAACAAAAACAAAAUAUAUAAAAAUAUAUAUCAAACAUCAGGAACACACUGGCAUGCAAGUUUCGGGACUCAAGUUUAAAAAAUAUUUGUGGCUAAUCAAACAAACAAAAAAAAAACCAUAUUUAUUGAAAGCAUCUUAGUUUGGCUGAAUCAAAUAUGAGGUUCAUAAUAAAAGAUAAAGUAUUUGGAUAUAACAAGCGAAAUGAAUGAAAAAAAAUUAUUCGGAAAGGGUAUUUCCAAUCAAAACUAGAGGGAGAACGUUUAAGCGAACAUUUAACAAGUGCAUAACAUAUGUUUGAAUCCUUGCAGAGGAUGAUCGUCAAGGAACCUUUGGCAUCUGAACGAAAAAAGAAACACUUUAGAGAUCAAAAUCUAAAAUAAAAAAUGAUGACUUGUCCAGAGGCAAUCGAAGAAAAGAAAACAUAAAAGAAAACAAUACAGAAAAAGUAAAUCAUAAUAAGUGGCAAAAUAUCUUGAGGAUAGAGUUACAAAAAGCAAACAAAAACACUUCUCGGCCCAUUCCAAAGUAUAUAUUCUCGGCAAUACAAAGAAACAACUCUCGGCCUUUCAAAAAUCAAUCGAUUAUCGAUUGCACAGACCACACAGUGAACACUCGAGGCAACUACUUAAAGGCAGUUCAAAAAUUCAAAUUCACAUUAAAUUACAUUUUUCGGAGCAACAAAAACAGAAUGAAAAUUUGAAUUUAAAUUUAAGCCAAAUGUAUAAGCAUCAUUUUUUACAUACAAAUUAAGUAAUACUAAAACUAAAUACUUUAGGUAAUAAAUGUAAGAGAACGCGAAUUGGGAAAUCGAAAGCAAAAACCAAAAAGCAAAACGCAAAAAGCAAAAAACAAAAACGAAAACCAAACACCAAACACCAAAAAACAAACAUUGAUCAAUUUCGAAAGUAAUGAAAAAUCGAAAGCUCGAGUGGAGCGAAACUAAAAUACAAUACAAAUACGCAACAAAAUUGAUAUAUCAAGAGAAUACAAAUUACUAAAAAUUCAAAAUUUUAAUUGUUGUAAGCAAACUAAAGAAAACUAUAUAUACGAGCAUAUAACCAGAACCUUUCUUAAACUACCCCCCAACCACAAGCCCACAAGCCCACACCACACACGAGCUACACCGAGCACCCCACAACCCGCAAACACUUACCCCACAGCCACUUGCCCCACCAACACGAUCCCGGUAAAUCUCGGACCCCACCCACAAAAGUACACACCGACCCACCCAACACAUACACCCCAUACAAACACAGACAAACACACACACACCUCUUCUGACCCACACACCACCAACACCUUCCAUUGGUUUAGAUUUUAAGCAUAAUUUUUAACGUAAUCGUCAGCCAAAAAGCAAAACAAAACAAAACAAAAAUAAAAAGAAAAGCAAAAACCUAUUGAGGCAGUCCAAAAUUAAUCGAAAACGAAAAUACGAUUUUAAGGCAAGCAAAUCUUAAUGCAUCAAAAGCAAAA
Molecule: messenger RNA, 14050 nt
Organism: Drosophila miranda
Lineage: Eukaryota; Metazoa; Arthropoda; Insecta; Diptera; Drosophilidae
Gene: jim
Product: zinc finger protein 768
Exons: 6
Coding region: 1578-4097 (839 amino acids)
Biological process (GO): regulation of transcription by RNA polymerase II
Cellular component (GO): nucleus
Molecular function (GO): DNA-binding transcription factor activity, RNA polymerase II-specific; RNA polymerase II cis-regulatory region sequence-specific DNA binding
Source: RefSeq, a predicted model, not a curated record